This is a messenger RNA of Megalops cyprinoides (Indo-Pacific tarpon), 2195 nucleotides long. Its product is annotated as glutathione hydrolase-like YwrD proenzyme. The record is from RefSeq and is a predicted model, not a curated record. The coding region runs from base 278 to 1957 and encodes 559 amino acids. The transcript has 11 exons. Gene Ontology annotation, molecular function: glutathione gamma-glutamate hydrolase. Gene Ontology annotation, biological process: glutathione catabolic process. NCBI's taxonomy places the organism in Eukaryota, Metazoa, Chordata, Actinopteri, Elopiformes, Megalopidae.
CACACAGUAGAGUUAUCUGGUUUACAAAGUCAGGGGGAAGUCAGGGACGGGUGAAGUAUGGAAAUGUUCGACUGUUCUCUCUGCAUUUUAGAUAUGACUAUGCGAAACGGUGCGGUAACACAGAAUGAAAUUACAGCAGUUCAUUAAUACAGAUUAACGUUGAACUUGAUCGUUAAAAACGGACCAGCUCGAACAUACCCUAUUCGCCGCAGGCACGAAAUGUGGUACAUGGUGUAUAUGUUAAAUGACUGUUUGAAAUGUGUGUUAAAGGACGAUAAUGCUCCCAGAACUUCCCUUCUCCUCUCGCCGUUCACCUGUUGUUUGUAUAAAUGGCUGUGUUGCUUCCAGUCAACCUUUAGCAUCUGGAAUUGGUCUUGAUAUUCUGAAGAGAGGUGGCAAUGCCGCUGAUGCGGCCGUGGCUGUGGCGGCCGCCCUCAACGUGACGGAGCCCUGCAGCACUGGCAUUGGAGGAGACUGCUUCUGUCUGUUCUAUGAAGCUCACAGCAGGCAGGUGCGCGGGCUGAAUGGAAGUGGCCGGGCCCCCAGAGCACUGACUCUGGAUCUGCUGGCGGAGCUGGGCUUCAGUGAGAACAAGCCUCCACCAGCCUUUCACGCCCUCAACGUCACUGUACCAGGUGCAGCUGCUUGCUGGUGUGACACCGUACAACUCUUUGGGAGUAAGAAGCUCUCGCUGGGUGACAUUCUACAUCCGGCCACAGAGUUGGCUGAGAGGGGCUUCCCCGUGACAGAGAUCACAGCUCACCACUGGGCCAAAUGGUUAAAGGCCCUGGAAGCUGCUGGGAAGGAACUGGGAGGGGAUUUCCUCAUAAACAACCAACCACCCAAACAUGGCCAGGUGUUCUCUAACCCAGCCCUGGCUCGGACAUUCCAGGAGGUGGCCCGUCAUGGGAAGGCAGGGUUUUAUGAAGGCAGGAUAGCAGAGGCCAUAGUGGAUGUCAUCAGUAGGAAUGGUGGGGUGAUGAGCUUAGAGGACCUGAAGAACCACACCAGCACUGAAGUAACACCCAUUUUCACAAAUUACAAAGGGGUGAGACUUUGGGAAUGUCCUCCCAAUGGGCAAGGCAUAGCAGCUCUCAUUGCCCUCAACAUUCUAGAAAACUUCCCCGUGAAAGAUAUGGGCCACAACACGACCAGCUACCUCCAUAUUCUGGCUGAAGCUCUGAAGUUGAGUCUGGAUGACACUGUGCAUUUCUGCGCUGAUCCAGAUGAGGUGAAAGUGCCUGUGAAGGGCCUUCUGUCCAAGGAUUACAGUCAACAGCGUGCCCAGCUCAUACACAUGCAGAAGGCCAGCGUUAAUGGGCAUGGGACUCCCACAGGAAGUGACACGGUCUACUUCAGCGUGGUGGACAAAGAGGGAAACGCCUGUUCCUUUGUCAACAGUAACUACAUGGGAUUUGGGACAGGCCUUGUUCCUGAUGGCUGUGGAUUUUCUCUUCAAAACAGAGGAGCCAACUUCUCUCUGGAUAGCAGUCAUGUGAACUGCAUGGGUCCAGAGAAGAGACCUUACCACACCAUCAUGCCCGCCAUGCUGACAGACCCCACCUCAGCCCGGGUGCUCUGCUCAUUUGGGGUGAUGGGAGCCUUCAUGCAGCCACAGGGACACGUGCAGGUAUUACUCAACAUGCUAGAAUUUGGGAUGAAUCCACAGGAAGCCCUAGAUGCUCCACGCAUAUUUGUGCAGUAUGACAAGACUGCCAGGGAGUGGCACCUGAACAUGGAGGCCGGUGUGGAGCAGGGCGUGGCAGAGGAACUGCAGAGCCGUGGGCACAUCGUGCGCUGGCCGGUGUCGGGUCAUGACCACGCGCAGUUCGGGCGGGGGCAGGUCAUCGCAGUGGGGUCGUGGUGGGACCCCGCUCUCACCCAAUGUGACCCAGCCGCCCGGGUGCUGUGGGCGGGCUCGGAUCCCAGGGCGGAUGGCUGUGCUCUGGGGUACUAACCAGUUCCUCCCCUCCUGAAUCUGGGAUGGAAGAUGUGCUGCUUCUGUUCACCAUUGUUUAAAAUGCACAAAACCGCAAAACAAAUCUGUGCGGUAGUACACUGAAGCUUAAUGUUUUUAAACAUAAUUUUGGAGUGUGUGCCAGUUUUGUAGUUGUCUGCCUCUCUGCUUUGUGUAAGCAAUCCUUUGUGUACUGCUCCAAACAGUACUCUAAGCUUUAAAGAGUGUUUAUUUAAAU